Molecule: messenger RNA, 1058 nt
Organism: Tachysurus vachellii
Lineage: Eukaryota; Metazoa; Chordata; Actinopteri; Siluriformes; Bagridae
Gene: irx7
Product: iroquois homeobox 7
Exons: 2
Coding region: 11-1000 (329 amino acids)
Biological process (GO): cell development; regulation of transcription by RNA polymerase II; neuron differentiation
Cellular component (GO): nucleus
Molecular function (GO): DNA-binding transcription factor activity, RNA polymerase II-specific; RNA polymerase II cis-regulatory region sequence-specific DNA binding
Source: RefSeq, a predicted model, not a curated record
GGUUUUAAGGAUGCCUGCGUCUCCAAACGGAUUUGGUCACUACUUUAUGGACAGAAACGUCUCCAUGCCUGGUGGAUAUCAGAUGCUGGGCUGUGCUCCAGGGGUACAGCAGCCUCCUCCUCACCUUGCUGCCAUGGCCGGGAUGCCUCUGCCUUUUUCAGGAAUACCGGGAUACACUUUCAUUCCGUUCCCACAUGCUGGAAACAUGUCACAUAUGGGGAGCUCUUAUGAAUUGAAAACCGCAUCCCCAUAUCACCAGGCUCUGCUGAGCCGAGGAGGUGCGUAUUUCUCUCCGUACAGACCGGUGGUGGCGGAUGAACCAGGACGCGUAGCCAAAGUAGCGAGCAGGGAGAGCACCGGCGCGCUGAAAGCCUGGCUCAGCGAGCACCUGAAGAACCCAUACCCCACUAAGGGCGAGAAGAUCAUGCUGGCCAUCGUCACCAAGAUGAGCCUGACGCAAGUGUCGACCUGGUUCGCCAACGCGCGCCGACGCCUCAAAAAGGAGAACCGCGUCAGCUGGGCGUCCAAAGCCAAGAGCGACGAGGAUGAAGAGGCUGAUGAUAGUGAGGUAGAAGAAGAUGAUGAAGAAGAUGGCUCUUCACAGAAAGAUCGAUGCUCGGACGAUGAGGUGGACAUCGAUACACACAUUGUUGAUGUUGAGGAGGAGUUGAGCGCAGCGGAGAGCGAGUCUCUGCGCCCGGCUGAACAGCGUCUAACGGAAAGGCUCGAACAGCCCGAUGAUGGUGACACUCCCAACUCCACUGCCGUUACUACCGGAAACAGUGAGGCUGAGUGUGAAUCGGCGAAUAAGGAGUGUAAAGAAAGUGUUAAUGGACAGAAACCAAAAAUCUGGUCUCUGGCAGAAACAGCCACUUCCGAAACUCCUGUAAAGAAGAACAAUGAGCAUUGCCAAGAUUUUAGCAAAUGGUGGGCAAACUGGCCGUCCAGAAACAGCUUCUUCCCUGCAAGCUACUCUGCACACUUCCUGCCACAAAGUUAGUUAAACUGUUGAUGCAACUCAUGCAAGGCAGAUGUUUGCACUUUCGGACUGUUCUGAU